AGACGCAGGUAAAUCGGGUGUUUAGCCAGGUAGAUCAGCCGUCAGACGUGAAAGAAGUAGGAGCAGGUAUCAGAUAUAAUGGCAGGUGACAUCCAACCUGAACUUUUCUCUGAUCCUUUGGCUGAUCCUAUUGUCAAAAUCACAGAUGCUUCUAAAAAAUUAAAGAUCCUGGGAUUUGUACUGGAAAUGGGUUUGUUUGAUGAACUGGAACAGAGUUCUAAUUGGGAGACUGUUCCAACCCUGGCUAUUAAACUAGGGUAUGACAGGGAUGCUUUACAGAGAAUAUUGAAUACGCUUGUCUGUUUCAAAUUACUUGACAAGAAAACAACUAACGGAUGUACAGUAUACCACAACACACCUGCAACCAGUAAAUACCUGAUAUCAUCCAAGAAACCCAGUCUUAUACAUUUUAUUCUGAGUGAAAUCAACAUGGUGAUGGCGAUGUAUGAUACUUUACCUGCGGUUCUUAGACAAGGGACGACGGAUAACAUCACCCAAGUCUUUGGACGUGGUAAGAUGGAUGAGAUACAUAUGACGUCAUUAACAAAACAACUGAACAGAACCAACCUAGAAACCAUGAAAGUACCGAUGGAGAUUCCACUGGAUAAAAACCAAAAUCCUGUUCCAACAAACGACAAGCCAAAGAAAAAACCUUCACCAAUAAAUUUUAUGUUAGCCAUGAAUGGUUUCAUCGCUCCAACGGCAUCAAUGAUUACUAAAGCGUUUGAUCUCAGCGGACAUAAAUCACUCCUAGAUCUUGGAGGUGGUUCCGGAUAUCUGGCAAGUGAAUUUGUUCGAGUCUACCCUGGUUUGAAAGCUAUGGUAUUUGAUCUACCAGACACAAUAAAAAUCGCAAGACUACAACAAGAUGAAGAGAUUAUGUCCAAUGUUUUAUUUGUUGAAGGUGAUUUCUUCAAAGAUAAUUUCCCACCAACUGACUUGAUAGUUUUAAGUCACGUGAUUCACAACUGGGAAAGGAACAAAGUUGAUGUCAUUCUGGACAAAGCUUUUAACCGAUUACCAUGUGGAGGUGAAAUAAUAAUAGCAGAAAAGUUUUUAAAUGAGGAUAAGACUGGACCAGAGACCAGCAUUCUAUUUGAUCUAUCCAUGUGUUUAUUCUGCAAGGGAAGGGAGAGAACUCAGACAGAAUAUAGACAAUUACUUCAUAACCAUGGGUUCAGAAAUAUUGAAGCUAAAAUAAUUGAAGGUGUCAACUAUCAUGACGUCAUUAUCGGCCGUAAGCCGUUUUAAAAAAGACCUUCCGCAUCGGUACGAAAACGAACACCAAAACGGGUUGACGUCACAAGUACACACGAAUCGAUGACGUUUUCGUAUUCGUUUUCGUACCGAUGCGAGUGGCCCCUAAACUAAAGGGCCAUUUAUACUGAGUGAGAACUUCCGAACGUGACCACUGACCAAUGACCAAUUUGACUGUCCGUACGAAUCAACAUUCACAGAUGAAACAGGGGCAUUGAAGAUUUGACCUUGUAUUCCUGUUGGCCAAUGAUUCUGAUUGGAUAAUUUAAAAUCUUCGCGCUCAGUAUAAACGACCGUUUAAGAGGAAUUAUGUUAUAGCUAAUCUGUAUAUUACAGGUCUUUCUUUUGCCCUCAAAUAUACUAUAAAUUAUUAAUCAACUCUAGACCAUCGGGUCGUCACUUUUUUUAAUGGAUUCAAACCAGGGCCGUAACUAGCUCAUAGCAACGAGGGUGUGCUGUAAAAUUAACGGACAAUGUUUAUCUAGGGGUUUUUAUGGUCGAUAAUUUUUUUUUGCAUGGUGGGGGGGGGGGGACUUUCCCCCCCUAGUUACGGGCCUGACUGAAAAACUAUCGACCUUUAACAAUUUAACUUGAAAAUGUAUAAUCUGGUUUUUUUUAUCCCAACUAUAGUAGUAACGAGAAUUGAGACUGCGAUAUUCUUAUCGAAACUUCAAACAGUGAUAAUUUUGUUCAGAUUAAAUAGUUUCACUGAAGUUUCCAAUAUAUUCCCGUUUCAUUAACUAAUUUGUAACUUUUAUAGCUUGAAAUGUCGGCUCUUUAUCUAAAUCUUACAGGCGGUAUUUUAAGAAUUUACUAUCGAAGUUGGGGGGUUGGAUGGUCGAAUGGUUAGCGCGUGUGCGCUGUAUCAUAAGGUCUGUCAUUGAGUCAGCUGGCGUGGUUUCGAUUCCCCGGUUGUACGUGACAAGGAGUAGGGUCGCCUGUCCAACCUCGUGGGUUUUCUCUGGUUCUCCGGUUUCCUCCCACUGCUAAAGAUUCCCACGCAAAUUAUUGUAAUAAAAUUGCACCAUGUGUUAGUCCCGAAAUGACCUAGUUUGUGUCGAGUGGACGUUAAAUCCUCUCUCUCCAUGUUACCCGUUUUAUAAUUAUGAAUAAGGUGUUGGUUGUAAUCCCAAUCUGUUUAAAAGACAGAUCCUAUUUCGUUUCGUUUUUGAUAGUUCAAAAUUUCGUUUUACUUGUCUUUACUACACUAGGAACUGGUAGAGUGUUAUCAUUGACGUGUUCUGGAUGAUGAGAGGGAUUAGCCAAUGAAACGGUCUGUUACAGCGAGCUUUUGAUGUGAGCUGUACGGAGCUGUGGGUAAUCCACUAGAAACAUCUGACGUCAUAGGGUCAAAAGCCGCUCGUAUGACCUCGUAAAUCUGUAUUUUAAACAGAUUGGUUGUAAGAUCCAUAUUUCGUUUCAUUUUUUAUACUUUCGAUGGCCAUCACGACGUGAAGUUCUAACCGGUUGUAGUUUGAGGUCGCGUCGGGGGUCAUACGAACGGUAUUUGACUCUAUCGUGUCAGUCAUUCGAUUAGCCAAUCAGUACUUUGUUUUUAUAAAUAUAAUCUUUAUUCCAAACGACUUCUGUGAAUUUACAAGAAUGGUAUUAACAAUAACAAAAUAACAAUAAAUAAUAUUACGAUAUAUUUACAUUAUAUUAUUGACAAUGAAAUGAACAGCGGGUAUUAAUUAUUAUACAAUAUGAUCAUGUCCAGGAUAAUAACCCGGUUAUUUAAACAUACAUUUUGACGUCACGUUAAUAAUGAUGUCAUUGUAUUAAUCAUAUUAAACAUACAUUAUACAAGAGCUAAAUCUGCCUAUUGCAGGUCUUUCUUUGGGCCUGACAUGUUAUAAAAACUAUUAAUUAGACAUUAAUUAACAUAUCCAGACCAUAAUCAGCUCUCGAUGUCAAGGCUUGCCUGCGAUAUUUGUUGGAUUACAGUCCGAUUUGCUGCAAAACUUUCCUUCGUGAUUAACGAUUAAAUGGAUAAUCAAGACUAUUAGUUUUGUCUUAUCGACUUCAGUAAUGAUGAUCGAGGCUAAGCGGAACUUGCAUCCGCUUAGUUCUCGGUUCAUAGUGGAUCAAUUUGACUGAAAUUUUCAGCAAGUUGCCUUUACAUUGUGUAGUUUUUAACUAUUAUAGUGAGAACUGCCAACUCGUUAUCUAAUCUCCCAUAAUGUAUCUUUAAUAAACACAUACUUAUGGAAAAACAGCUACUUGAUUUAUUUGGGCGACGUUUCGAAGAGUAUUAGCUUGAUAACGUUGAGAGAAUACUCUUUGAAACAUCGCCCAAAUAAAUCAAAUAAGUAUGUGUUAUAAUUUAUUGCUCUAUACGAGUUACUAAAUACAUCUCAAAGAUCGCUAUGCAACACGUGGUUAUUUAAAAUGUCCAAGUAUUAUAAUAUGAAAAGAAUACGUUAAAAGCUACAGCUUUUCGCUGUCACAAGGUUUUCGACAAAGCGUGAGCGGGCUUUGGAACGAACUAUCUACGAAGAAGUUGGAUAUGAUAGGGUUCGUCCUCUUAUGACUACUAUGAUUCCAACAAAAUUUGAAAACCUUAAAUUAAAAACUGUAGUCCCUAUCGUGUUCACAAGGUUUUCAAUAAAGGGGACACAUCUAUGGAACAAGAGACCGCGGAAAUGUUGGCGCAGUAUGACAAUGAAACUUAAAGCGAAUAAAUCAACUGUAACGCAACCAGAACAACCCAUUUUUUGUAUUUUAUUUUUUUAUUUUUUAUUAUAUAUAUAAACAAUAUAAAUUAAAACAACUGAUGAUUCUAUUUGAUUAAAAAUUGAUCGAUAGCUGUC
Patella vulgata (common limpet) is the source of this 4067-nucleotide messenger RNA. RefSeq names its product acetylserotonin O-methyltransferase. Gene Ontology annotation, biological process: methylation. Gene Ontology annotation, molecular function: S-adenosylmethionine-dependent methyltransferase activity; O-methyltransferase activity. The record is from RefSeq and is a predicted model, not a curated record. The transcript has 7 exons. NCBI's taxonomy places the organism in Eukaryota, Metazoa, Mollusca, Gastropoda, Patellidae. The coding region runs from base 79 to 1251 and encodes 390 amino acids.